CCAGUGCCUGCCUGCCUGUCUUGUGCCACUUCUCCGAUGUUGCUGGCCGUUUACAAAAGGCCCCGGCCUCCCGUCCCGGCCCUUCCCCUUACAACUUCCGGAUACUCAUCAGCCGGGUCCCUUGUGUAUCUGGACCCUUCGGAGACCGCGUUUCGGCGUGCCCUGCGAAUUCCAUUCUUAUUUCGAGCAUAUUUCUUAGCAGCCGUGGAACCCCCUUUGCUUCCGACCCUUUCUCAUUCUUCACUUUCCCAACAACAACUACUCCCAUACCGCAUUAUUCUCGUGCUAAACCAUGUGGCCCCUAACGAUUCUGGCUACGCUGUUGGCUCUAGUUGCCAAUCUUGUUGCUGCCGCCUCCUCAUUCUCGCCAGCAAAACCACCAGCAGUGCCCCUGGCUGUGAGGUCACCAUAUGUGAACGCUUGGCUCCAGGGGGGCUCCGGGGCUACCCUCCCGGGCGCCUGGCCCCGGCAUUGGACGGGCAACGUCCUGGGCUGGCAAGGCCUGGUAGCUGUGGAUGGGGUGACUUACAACUGGAUGGGCGGAGCACCAGGCCCGGCGCAUGUCAACCAGGUGUCGCUCGAGUACACCUCGACCAAAAGCAUCUUCACUUUUGACGUGGAUGGGAAAGUCACCUUGACCGUCACCUUCCUGUCCCCGGUUUACCCUGACGAUAUGGCGCGACAAUCACAACAGUUUUCCUACAUUUCUGCCAAGGCAAAGUCAGCCGAUGGGGCAUCCCACCGGGUCCAAGUCUACAUGGAUGUCUCUGGAGAAUGGGCUAGCGGAGAUACUUCCCAACUUGUCCAGUGGGAUACCGCCACUGCCGGGGAGAUCGCUUACCACAAGUUCUUCCGUCAAAACCAAGAGGAGUUUAGGGAAUCAAGUGAGAUUGCUAGCUGGGGGAACUGGUACCUAGCUACGCGCGCUGGUGACGGUUCGACUUGGCAAAUCGGACAGGACACAGCGGUGCGAGGCCAGUUCGCGGACAGCGGGCUUCUUACCAACACCAAAGAGUCUAACUUUCGGCCAGUGAGCGAGAAAUGGCCGGUAUUCGCAUUCACCCACGAUUUGGGUGACGUGAAAUCAGACGACGUGGAGAGAGUCUUCACCCUCGGUUUGGUCCAGAAUCAGGCCAUUCACUUUGCCGGGCAGACCGGCCAGUUAGAGCCGGUCCCGGGGCUCUGGUCGUCAUACUAUGAGGACGAGAUCUCGGCGCUCGUCGCCUUUUACAACGACUAUCAACACGCUAACGAAGUGUCCUCCGCCCUGGACCAGCGGAUACGGAGUGACUCCGAGAGUGCUGCAGGAGAGGAUUACGCUGUCCUCACCACACUCGCCGUCCGCCAGACCUUUGGAGCGCUGCAAUAUGCCGGCACCCCUUCAAAGCCGUAUAUCUUUCUCAAGGAGAUCAGCUCGAACAGCGACAUCCAAACUGUCGACGUCAUCUUCCCUGCUUAUCCAAUCUUCAUGUAUCUCAACGCGACGCUUGGAAGGUACUUGCUCGACCCGCUGUUCGAGAAUCAGGAGAGCGGGGCGUACCCGAACGACUAUGCUGAGCACGAUCUCGGAACGUUCCCCGUAGCCAGGGGCUACCCGGCUGGAAACGAUGAACCAAUGCCGCUGGAGGAGUGUGGAAACAUGGUUAUCAUGACAUUGGCCUAUGCUCAACGCACUGGUGACACCGCCUACCUCUCAGCCCACUACCCCAUCCUGUCGCAAUGGGCAAAAUUCCUGGUGGAGGAGUCUCUGAUUCCAGCGAACCAACUUAGCACUGAUGACUUUGCGGGAACUCUGGCCAACCAGACCAAUCUCGCCAUCAAAGGCAUCAUCGGGCUCAAGGCCAUGUCUCAAAUUGCUCAGCUGACCAACAAUGAUGACACCUUCGGAGAGGUAGCUGAUAGAUAUUUGGAGGGCUGGAAAGGGUUGGGCAUCAACUCCCAGGCGAAGCCCCCUCACACGACGCUAAGUUAUGGAGACGGCGACAGUCAUGGCCUCCUUUACAACAUCUAUGCCGACAGAUUGCUUAACCUCAACUUCAUCGACCAGUCCAUUUUCGAUAUGCAGAGCAACUUCUACCCCACGGUCGCUAAAGAGUAUGGCGUGCCCCUCGACACGCGGCACACGUGGACCAAGUCAGACUGGGAGAUGUUUGCGGCCGCCGUGGCCAGCGAGUCGACGCGGGACAUGUUCAUCUCCAAGCUGGCCCACUGGGUCGGGACAACGACGUCGGAUCGGGCCAUGACCGACCUGUACGACUCCGAGACGGGAGGGUAUCCGGCGAACGGGCCGUACUUUGUUGCGAGACCGGUGCAGGGGGGGUUGUUUGCUUUGCUAGCGUUGUCCCAUGAGUAAGGACCGAACUACGAGAUAGGUACUGGCCAUGGAUUGGCUGUCGAGAGUUUGCAUUGAUUUGAAGUUUUGAACGCCAA
This is a messenger RNA of Chaetomium fimeti, 2430 nucleotides long. RefSeq lists its product as uncharacterized. The record is from RefSeq and is a predicted model, not a curated record. The coding region runs from base 293 to 2353 and encodes 686 amino acids. The transcript has 7 exons. Gene Ontology annotation, biological process: carbohydrate metabolic process. Lineage: Eukaryota; Fungi; Ascomycota; Sordariomycetes; Sordariales; Chaetomiaceae.